CUUCUCUAGGCUAUGCGAUCAGCAUCAAAUAUUGGCAGCUUGACCCCAUUAAAAUAGCCCCCUCUUCUCUAAUCUGGGAAGAACAAAGCAAACCAUGAUGUUGCCAUCGUCCUUGGUGUGUGAAGACUGGUGGAUGAAUGACGGCAUAGAUCGAGCACAUUGAUUUUAUAGUGCCUGCCAGGGAAUAAGGGAAAGUCCCUCCUACAGUCAGGGCACAGCGAUGAUGUUCUUCUUGAAUCACUUCAGGCAACGUAUGUAGUCUAUACUACGGGCCUGCCUCGCCUCCGGUUGCACGCGCCGUGCAUGGACAGGCUCGGGACUGUCGGUGCUCAUGCAGUCAGCUGAGCCCGAGCCAUCUGCACCCGUAUAACGCUAUUGUUAGAUUGGUCGGUAGGUCGGUUGUAGUUGGCUAGUAAUGGAGCAUGCUGCACGAGCUUUCGCCUCGGUAUUCGGUAGGCCUACUAGUCAACUACUGAACAAAAGCGCGCAAGGCGAUACGGUGGGAUAUGAUGUGAUGUGAUGCGGCGCAGGAUCACGGCGACAGUAGCGGAGGAACGGGAAUGCGCGCGACUACGGACGAGAAUCGCUGCUAGGAUACAGAAGAGAACAUGGGGACGGGGCCGCGCGAUGACUGACUGACUUUCUCCCCGUAACGACCAUCUCUGCAUACCGAGGGGUUCAAAAAAGGAAAGAAAAAAAGAACCGACCAGCCUCUCGUUGAAGGCGUGGAGGAUCUAUCGGAGAGGAUGAAUCCCGGGGACCCUGCCCAAACCGGACCCGGUGAAGCCGGUCAGGACGGGUUGGCUAAAGCAGGGGGUGCGCAGGGGGAGGGGGUGAGAGCGGUGGAUGUGCUGACAGUUCUGAGGGAAAAAGUGGCCUUUGUUUCAGGGGGGAGGGACAAGAGAGGCGGGCCCAUCCUCACCUUCCCAGCGCGGACCAAUCAUGACCGAGUGAAACAGGAGGAUCUAAGCAGACUGGUCACCUAUCUGUCCACCAUACCCAGUGAUGACGUGCGUGCCAGGGGCUUCACGGUGGUCGUAGACAUGCGUGGUUCUAAGUGGGAGAGCGUCAAGCCGUUGCUACGGACACUCCAGGAGGGGUUCUCCGCCCACAUUCACACGGCCCUCAUCAUCAAACCAGACACCUUCUGGCAGAAACACAAGACCAACCUGGGCAGCGCCAAACUCACCUUUGAGACCAGUCUAGUGUCGGUGGAGGGCCUGUCCAAGCUGGUGGACCCGUCCCAGCUGACCUCUGACCUGUGCGGUUCUCUGGAGUAUGACCAUGUGGAGUGGACAGAGCUACGGCUGGGCCUGGAAGAGUUCUCAGGGGCUGCAGGGCAACUGCUGGCCCAGCUAGAGCAGCUGGAGGCUGGACUGACCCGCGUAAGCGAGGCCCAGGGCGUGGAUGAGGCCCGCAAGCUGCUAGAGGAGCAUGGCCGACUACGUACCACCGUUGCCACGGCUCCCAUCGAUGCCAUCGACCGUGAGGGGCGGAGCUUGCUCCAGCGCAUGCGGCUUGGCCCCGCCCACAGCGGUGAAGCCCCUAGCGACGUGCCCAGCAGUAACCAAGGUUACGGAAGUUGGUUGUCGGGCGGGGCUGAUUUCCAGAGUGUAGCUCCGAAGGUGGCCGCCCUGCUGGAGAGGCUGCAGACUGCCAGGACACACCUGCAGCAGAGCUGGACCGAACGGAAAGCACACCUAGACCAGACCUUACAGCUGCAUCUAUACGAACAGGACGCUGCCAAGAUGUCCGAGUGGAUAGCCCACAGUAAGGAUCUGUUCCUGCAGAGUCAGACAGAGGUUGGCCUCAACCACCAGCAUGCCCUGGAACUCCAGACCCAGCACCAGCACUUCACCAUCAACUCUAUGAACGGGAGUGUGAACGUGGACGGGGUGGUCUCCGUGGCGAUGCAGCUGUGUGAGGGGUGUCACUACGGAGCGGAGCGGAUCGUGUGUGUCUCGUCACGGCUACAGGAGGACUGGAAAGGGCUGACGUCAGUGCUGGAGGAACGCAGCAACACGCUGGUCAUGUCCACCGACUUCCACCAGGGGUCAGAACAGUUCCUGGGGCGUGUGGAGGGCUGGUGUGAGGCGUGUUCUGACGACUCGUUGCCGGCGGAGAUGGCGGAGCUGGAGGCGUCCAUACAACAACACCAGACGCUCUACGAGGAGAUAACAUCAGCCUACACACAGGUCAGUGAGAGUGGUAAAGCCCUAUUGGAAGUGCUUCAGCGUCCGGCGGAGCCUGACGAGUCUGGGUUACCAGCGGCAACCACUGACUUCACAGCCGCAACGCACGGCAUCAUGGGAGUUCUGCACGAGGUCAUGCAGGGUCACCAGCAUGUUGAAGGGGCGUGGCAACACCGCAAGCUCCGCCUACACCAGCGUCUGCAGCUGUGUGUGUUCCAGCAGGACGUACGGCAGGUUCUGGACUGGGUGGAGCAGCAUGGAGAGGUGUUUCUCAAUAAACACACCGGUGUGGGGAAGAGCCUCCACCGAGCACGAGCACUGCAGAAACGCCAUGACGACUUCCAACAGGUGGCCCAGAACACCUAUACCAAUGCUGAGAAGCUGCUGGAGGCGGCAGGCCAGCUGGCCCAGUCAGGGGAGUGUGAGGAGGGAGAGAUCUACUCUGCUGCUGGGGACCUGGAGCUCCGCAUGCAGGCCUUCAUACAGAGAGUAGAGCAGAGGAAGCUACUGCUGGACCUCGCUGUCUCCUUUUACACACACACCAAAGAGCUGUCAGUGUGGAUGGAGGGUCUCCAGAAGCAGAUGGCGGGGGAGGUGUGUGUGUGUCCUGACUCAGUGGAGGCUCUACAGGCUCUUAUCAGCCAGCAGCAGCAGCAACAAGCCAACACACAGGACGCCUCGCUCUCUGUCAUCAGGGAGGGAGAGGACCUCAUUCUACAGCUCAGGCCCCAGGGCAGUUCAGUGGGCCAUGUGGAGUCAGUGCUGCAGUCGUUGGAGGAGGCCCAGGUCCAGCUGGAGGAGCUGUUCCACCAGAGGAAGAUCAGGCUGGACGUCUAUCUGCAGCUACGCAUACUACAGCAGUGUUCUCUGGAGGUGUCAGGGGAGAUGGAGGCAUGGAAGCAGGACCUCCAGAAGCAGGCCCAGGACAUCACCACAGAGAAGCUAACGCUAGCACAACCGCGGCUAGUGGAAGCUAACCAAGAGAAGCUAGCAUUAGCGCAACCGCGGCUAGUGGAUGCUAACCCAGAAGGGCUAACGUUAGCGCAGCAGCGCAUACACAGACACAUGGAGCGACGGCUAGCCAUGAACAACAUGACCUAUGAGGUCGUACAGCAGGGUCACGACCUUCAGCAAUACAUCACCGAAGUACAGUCCUCAGGUAAGACAGAGAUAGAGAUGGAGAGAUGGAGAGAGAGAGAGAAAGAGAGGAAGGUACAGAAGGAGAGACAGGGCUUGCAGCUACGCCACCUACAGAGUCAGGUCAACCAGGUAAACACACACACACACCUGGAGCAGGGCUUGCAGCUACGCCACCUACAGAGUCAGGUCAACCAGGUGCUGGGCUGGAUCAGUGAAGGAGAGGUGAUGUUGUCUUCCUGUAUGGUGAACUCCAGCUCUCUGUCCGAGGCUGAACAGCUACAGAGAGAACAUGAGCGCCUCCAACAGGCCAUAGAGUCUCUGCUUCAUGCUGACUCUCUCCAGAGGACCCACCAAGUGGCGCUGGCGCUGCAGCAGCGGGCAGAGCUGCUGGUGAGGGCGGGCCACUACGACCCAGAGGCAGUGAGGGCGUGUGCCCAGACGGUGGCGCUACACUGGCAGACCCUGAUGCUGCGGAUGGAGGACCGCCUCAAACUGGUCAACGCCUCCGCAGCCUUCUACCGGACCUCACAACAGGUAUGUGGUGUGUUGGAGAGCCUGGAACAGGAGUAUCGUAGGGACGAAGACUGGUGUGGUGGCGGAGAGAGGCAGGGGAGCAGGGGCCAGCCGGAGCACCUCAUUCCCCUCAUCAACAAACACAUGGAACAAAAAGAAGCCUUCCUCAAGGCAUGCACCCUGGCCAGACGCAACGCAGAGGUCUUCCUCAAGUACAUCCACCGCAACAGCGUUACUAUGGCAACCAUCUCCGGGCACAGUGCCGGCGCAGAGGUCACUGGUCACUCCCGUGUGCCUGAGCAGCAGGUCAAAGGUAUCCUCAGUGAGCUCCUGCAGAGGGAGAACAGGGUUCUACAUUUCUGGACUCUGAAGAAGCGUCGUCUGGACCAGUGUCAACAGUACCUGCUGUUCCAGAGCCACACCCAACAGGCGUUGGAUUGGCUGCAACAGAGUGGUGAGCACUACCUGUCCACUCACACAUCGCCAGGGGCAACCAGUGCAGAGACCCAGGACCUGCUGGCUCAACACAGGGAAUUCUGCAUCUCGGCUAAGCACACUCAGGAGAAGGUGCACCUGCUGAUUCAGCUGGCAGAGAGCAUGCUGGGUAAGGGCCACUCCCACAGGGUGGAGCUACGGAGGUGCGUGUCGACGGUGGACAAGCGCUACCGAGAGUUCUCCAUGCGCAUGGGCCAGUACCGGAACACACUGGAGACUGCACUGGGAGGCUGCACUCAGGACAAUAAGGACCUGGAGCUGGAGCUCAUCCCCAACAGCCUCUCUGACUCUGACCCCGAAGUGAACCUGAAUGACCCUAACCACGAGGUCAGCGACGAGAAGAGGAGGACGGCCAGGAAGAAAGAGUAUAUCAUGUCAGAGCUUCUCCAGACAGAGAGGGUGUAUGUGAAGGAUCUGCAGGAGUGUAUUGAUACCUACCUGUGGGAGAUGACCAGUGGCUCUGAAGAGAUCCCCACCAGGAUCGCCAACAAGGAUGACGUUGUCUUUGGGAACAUCCAGGACAUUUAUGAGUUCCAUAACAGUAUUUUCCUGAAGGAGCUGGAGAACUACGAACAGCUACCUGAGGAUGUGGGUCACUGCUUCGUCACCUGGGCAGAUAAGUUCCACAUGUAUGUGACAUAUUGUAGAAAUAAACCAGACUCCAGCCUUCUGAUCCAGCAACACGGGGCAGGCUUCUUUCAGGAGGUCCAGAGGAGACAUGGUCUUGCUAACUCCAUCUCCUCAGCGCUCAUCAAGCCGGUUCAGCGCAUCACCAAGUACCAGCUCCUUCUCAAGGAGUUGUUGGCGUGUUGUGAGGAGGGAAAAGGCGAGAUCAAGGAGGGUCUGGAUGUCAUGCUGAGUGUUCCAAAGCGAGCCAACGAUGCCAUGCAUGUUAGCAUGCUAGAGGGUCUGGAGGAGGGCUUGGAGGUGCAGGGAGAGCUGCUCCUGCAGGAUACCUUCCAGGUGUGGGAUCCUAAAUCCCUUAUCAGGAAAGGCCGGGAACGCCACCUGUUCCUGUUCGAGCUCUCGCUGGUCUUCAGUAAAGAGAUAAAGGACUCCUCCGGACGUAUCAAGUACCUCUACAAGAGCAGGCUGAGGACGUCAGAGUUGGGGGUGACAGAGCAUAUUGAGGGGGACCCCUGUAAGUUUGCUCUGUGGGUGGGCCGUACCCCCACCUCGGACAACAAGACCGUCCUCAAGGCCUCAUCUCUGGAGCUGAAGCAGGAGUGGGUACGUAGCGUGCGUCAGGUGAUCCAGGAGAGACGUGGCCAUCUGAGAGGAGCGCUGAGGGAGCCCAUUCCCCUCCCCAAGACCCCCGCCCCCACCCUGGUCCGCACGCGCAGCAUCAACAGGAGAGACACCAAUGAGGAUGCAGACAGCCUGGGAGAUGCCAGCAGCCAGCCGGACACCGUCUCCAUUGCCUCCCGCACCUCUCAGAACACAGCAGACAGCGACAAGCUGUCCGGUGGCUGUGAGUUGACCGUGGUCCUGUUGGACUUCUCGGCGGGCGGGGCUGAGGAGCUGAGUGUUCGUUGUGGUCAGACCGUGGAGCUAGUGGAGCGGUCCAGUGAGCGAUCGGGCUGGUGUCUGGUCAGGACCACAGACCACACCCCCCCACAGGAGGGCCUGGUACCCAUGACUGCCCUCUGCCUUUCCCACUCCCACAGCGCUGACAUGGACGGCUUGAUGCCUGUCACCACCGCUGGGAAAGAGCCCAGCCCUGUAGGUUCAGAGGUCAGAUCAGACUCUGUAGCGUCUCUCCAGUCCCAGACAUCCCUGGGCUCCGGUCCUGGCGGUGUGUCCAUCAGUUCCCCCGGCGGCGUGUCUAUUGGUUCUCCUGGUGUGAACGUGGGCUCCCCGGGGCCCAAGCGGAGUGGUUCUGGUACCGGGAACACAUUGAAGCGCUGGCUGACCAGCCCAGUGAGGAGACUCAGCCAGGGCAAAGCCGACAGCCAGGGGAAAAAACCUCCACUACGCACCAGGAGACGAGACAACCGGCCCGAGCUAACCACGCCGCUCACUGCUAACACACACCUGAAGGGGAAGAGCCGUGAAGACUCUGUCCAGAGUGGAGGAGAGGAGGAACUGGAGGAGGAUCCACACACGCCCCUUCCACCUCCCAUGGAGAUCAUUAAAGAUAGCAACAACCCUGAGGACUCAGAGGGCUCCAACCAGUCAGACACAGAGCAGAAGAACAAAGCCAUGAGAGGUCGCAUGUUUGUGGUUAAUGAAAUGGUGCAGACUGAGAAGGAUUAUGUGAAAGACCUUGGUGUCAUCGUGGAGGGGUUCAUGUCGAGGUUGGAGGUGAAAGGGAUUCCAGAGGACAUGAGGGGGAAGGACCUGAUAGUGUUUGGUAACAUCCAUCAGAUUUACGACUGGCACCAGGAGUUCUUCCUGGUUGAGUUGGAGAAAUGUUUGCAGGACCACGACCGACUGGCAGAGCUUUUCAUUAAACAUGAGAGGAGGCUGCACAUGUAUGUGGUCUACUGUCAGAAUAAGCCCAGGUCAGAGUUUGUCGUGGCGGAAUAUGAGACCUUCUUUGAGGAGGUGCAGAGAGAGAUCAGCUGUAGGAUGUCCAUCAGUGACUUUCUCAUCAAACCCAUCCAGAGAAUCACCAAGUACCAGCUACUGCUCAAGGAUUUUCUGAAGUACACUUCUAAAGCAGGGAUGCACUGUGAGGAGAUCGAGAGAGCGGUGGAUCUGAUGUCUCUGGUACCCAAACGCUGUAAUGACAUGAUGAACCUGGGACGCCUGCAGGGUUACGAGGGGAAGCUGACGAGCCAGGGCAAGCUGCUGCAGCAGGAGACCUUCUGUGUGUGGGAGCAGGACGGAGGAGUUCUUUCCCGCAGUAAAGACAGACGCGUCUUCCUCUUCGAGCAAAUCAUCAUCUUCAGUGAGCUGCUCCGUAAAGGGUCCUCCCCACCUGGCUAUCAGUACAAGAAGAGCAUCAAGGUGAGCUACCUGGCCAUGCAGGAGUGUGUGGAGGGGGACCCCUGUAAGUUUGUUCUGUCGUCUCGGGGGUCUGCAGAGCGUUUCACCCUGCAGGCAGCCAGCCCCUCUGUCAAACAGCUGUGGGUCUCACACAUAACUGAGCUACUGGACACACAGAGCAACUUCCUGUCUGCUCUGCAGUCUCCUAUAGAGUACCAGAGGAAGGAGGGUGGGGGAACAAACCUCCUCACCCGACCCCCCUCGGGCUUCGGCCCCAAAGCAUCGGGCCGACCUCCCUCUGUGCCCCCCACCCCUAACGGACACAACACACACACACAGGCAGACGGCGAGGCACAGGACAACGAGCUGGUGCUGGUGAUCCAGGACUUCAGUGCGGUGCGUGAGGAUGAGAUCACGGUACUUCGCGGGGAACGGGUCCAGAUUCUGGCAUCCAACCAACAUGGCCAGUGUCUGGUCUACCGACCGGCCAACACGGAGUCUCCGCCUGCAGAGGGCUGGGUGCCGCGCAGCGUCCUGUUCAACCACUAACUACCAGUUAGAACCAGUCAGUACCAGUUUAGAACCAGAUAUAAACCGUUACAUAACCAGUUACGGCCCAGUUACACUUCACUGAUGCCAGUAAGACCCAGUACCAAUCACACACAUCUGUCAACCUCUUAGUUACUGGUCCCAAAUAGUUACACAUAGUUUAAACUAGUUACAUCAGUUACAUACAGUCAGCUACCCCAGUUAAACCAAUCACACACACGUAGCAAACAUCCUCAACAACCGGUAGCAACCAUGAACACUAGUAACCAACUACUGGAGUUCCUCACACUGGUGAAAAGAGGCCAGAGAGCUGCAGGUCCAGACAAUGGGAUUUGAAGUGAAUGGACACACAGUAUGCCUAUGGAACAUCCCAACUGAUGAGGUCCAACUGAUGAGGCCAGUAAGGGCCGCUGCCAACUGAUGAGGUCACUAAUGGCUGCAGCCUAUGGAACAUCCCAACUGAUGAGGUCCAACUGAUGGGGCCACUAAGGGCCGCUGCCAACUGAUGAUGACACUAAGAGCUGCUGCCUUUGGAACACCCAAACUGAUGAGGCCACUAAGGGCCGCUGCCAACUGAUGAGGUCACUAAGGGCUGCUGCCUUUGGAACAUCCACACUGAUGAUGUCACUAAGGGCUGCUGCCUUUGGAACAUCCCAACUGAUGAGGUCACUAAGGGCUGUUGCCUUUGGAACAUCCAAACUGAUGAGGUCACUAAGGGCUGCUGCCUUUGGAACAUCCACACUGAUGAUGUCACUAAGGGCUGCUGCCUUUGGAACAUCCACACUGAUGAUGUCACUAAGGGCUGCUGCCUUUGGAACAUCCCAACUGAUGAGGUCACUAAGGGCUGCUGCCUUUGGAACAUCCAAACUGAUGAGGCCUCUAAGGGCUUCUGCCUCAGUCAUUCCGGAACUCUGGGAUUCUAGAAUAAAACAAGACUGAGAACAGCUGUCAGAGACUCUCCCACCUCAUUAAGGAACCAGACUCAAGAGGGUUAAAGGUCAAAUAUAUCUGCUGGAGACAAGCAAGAAAUGACGUUGUAAUAAUGGUUGUUUUUACAUAUCGGUGAAAAAACAUAGUGUCAGCACGUGAUGUUUCUGCUUUCAUGGCGUGGGGGUCAAAAUAAAUGGACUGAACCCUCACCCACCCACCCCAACCCAUGACCCCGGUGAGGUGACAUCAUUUCCUGUUUGUUAAUAUGUGUAAAAGAAAGCGAAAGUCUCACCACAUAAAUAGAGCUCUGAGCGCAUUAUGAAGUAUAUAUAGUUCUUAUAUGAUUCAUAUAUUCUGUUUUUCACCUGAAUAGAAAACAGAGAGAAGAGAAGUAUUGUCACGUUAACGUCUGUAUGUGUGUGUGCGUGUGGGUGCGUUUGUGUAUGAGUGCUUGCAUGUAUGGUGUGUGUGUAUGAGUGCUUGCAUGUAUGGUGUGUGUGUGUGUGCGUGUGUGUGCGUGUGUGUGUGUGUGUGUGCGCGUGUGCGUGUGUGUGUGUGUGUGUGUGUGUGUGUGUGUGUGUGUGUGUGUGUGUGUGUGUGUGUGUGUGUGUGUGUGUGUGUGUGUGUGUGUGUGUGUGUGUGUGUGUGUGUGUGUGUGUGUGUGUGUGUGUGUGCGCGUGCGUGUUGGUUGUCCUUUGGGUUCUGUUUGUAUUGAAUAGAAACCCCUGUGUUCUCUGUGUUUUUUCACUGAUCAAUCCCUGUGUCCCUUUGAUGUGGUUUCCUGUUCCUGUAGAGCUGCUGUUGGGCAGUGUGAAGGCCUCUAGAGUGUGCAUCCUCAUACUUUUAAAUGUCGCCCAGAGUUUGACCCGUAAUAUUAUGCAUUCUUUGUAAAAUAUGUAAAUAGUAUUUUACAGACAUGUAGAUGAUUUAACAGGACAACAGGGAGCUGGGGAACACGUCAGUCCAACUCCUUCAUAUUAAACAGAAGCCUUGCCGCCAUAUUGGAUUUUCAGGUUUUAAUUAACUGCUGAACUAGUUAACCCUUCAACUCUCCCCUGCUCAGGGUAAAUGUUGCCCUUCAACACAGAUCUAGGAUCAGGUUACUCUCUCCCCAAUCUGACCUUAACCGGGGGUAGAAACACUAAACUGACCCUAGGUCAGUGUUGUCUGAGGGUAACUUCUAACCCCGGUUUGUAUCUGCAGUGGCAGCACUGCUGCCUAUAGCUUCAUACUACACAGGCUCUGGGCAAAACUCAAAAGACAUCAUAUUCCCCAUGAAGUGCACUACUUUUGCCUGAAGGAGUGCACUAUAUGGGGAGUAGGGUGUGAUUUGGGACCUAGCCCCUCUUAGCCAUACAGGUUAUUAUACAGUGAUGUGCACUUGCAAAAUGGCUGCUAUCUCACCUCUAUGAGUUCUGUAUGGUGGUUUGUAAUAAAGACCAUUUUUCAUCUCUGAAA
Molecule: messenger RNA, 10208 nt
Organism: Oncorhynchus keta (chum salmon)
Lineage: Eukaryota; Metazoa; Chordata; Actinopteri; Salmoniformes; Salmonidae
Gene: kalrnb
Product: kalirin RhoGEF kinase b
Exons: 47
Coding region: 747-7820 (2357 amino acids)
Cellular component (GO): cytoplasm
Molecular function (GO): protein binding; guanyl-nucleotide exchange factor activity
Source: RefSeq, a predicted model, not a curated record